UCAAUGGGCCACUCAGAGUCUCACAGUAGGAGCAUCAUGGACCUUGAUGUGAGUGCUUCUGCAAACCCCUUGGAGCUUUCUUCCUGGGGUCUUCCUCAAGAGAUACUGAGGAGGUACAAAGAGCUUGGAAUCACUCAUAUGUUUGAAUGGCAGUCAGCAUGUCUUCGCACAGGAAAGGUACUCACAGGAGGAAACUUGGUGUACUCAGCUCCGACAAGUGCUGGGAAGACAAUGGUUGCAGAGCUGCUGAUGUUAAAACGAGUUCUUGAGACAAAAAGGAAGGCUCUUUUCAUUCUCCCAUUUAUUAGUGUGGCACGUGAAAAAAUGUUUUACCUCCAACGUUUAUACCAGGAGUCAGGGGUUCGUGUGGAGGGGUACAUGGGGAGCCACGCCCCAGCUAGAGGCUUUGUCUCAGUAGACAUUGCGGUAUGCACGAUAGAGAAGGCAAACAGUCUGUUAAACCGCUUGCUGGAGGAAAAUAAAGCUCUUUCAUCUCUCGGGAUUGUUGUUAUUGAUGAGAUGCAUAUGAUCGGCGACCCUCAUAGAGGAUAUUUACUGGAACUGUGCUUGACUAAAAUACGUUACAUCUCUGGAUGCAGAGGACAAAAUGGAGUCAACGAUGAAAAGAGAGGCGAGGAAACGUUGCCACCAAUACAAAUAGUCGGUAUGAGUGCGACUUUACCCAAUUUAGACAUGCUCGCCAAGUGGCUAUCCGCUGACCUGUACUUCACAGACCACAGACCAGUUCCCCUGACAGAAAUGGUGAAAGUAGGCCCCACACUCUAUAACGCAAGCUCGACAAAGAUCCGAGAAAUCAGUGGGGUUACGGUCAGCGGAGAUGAGGAUCACGUGAUACCACUGUGUAAAGAGACUAUCACGGAAGGUCACUCGGUCUUAGUAUUUUGCCCGACAAAGAACUGGUGUGAAAAACUGGCCGAGAAUAUCGCUAAGCAUUUUGCAGAGAUCGGAAAUUUGGCUCUGAAAGAACAAAAUAGCAAUACCGUCCAAAGUAGUGGGUUUGUCAAAGCUUCAACGCUUUUAAAAUUUGAUUACACUGCACUAAAGGAGGUUGUAGAGCAGCUGAAACGCACACAAGUAGGGCUGGACUCGGUGCUCUCUCGUAUAGUGCCUCAUGCAGUAGCAUUUCAUCAUGCAGGGCUCACAUUUGACGAGAGGGACAUUAUUGAGGGGGCCUUUAGGCAGGGUUCCAUUCGCGUACUUGUGGCCACGUCCACAUUGUCUUCAGGCGUGAAUCUUCCUGCCCGUCGUGUAAUCAUUCGUACCCCAAUGUUUCAUGGGAAGUUGGUGGAUGCACUGGUCUACAAACAGAUGGCUGGCCGCGCAGGUCGCAAAGGGGUCGAUGCCUUGGGCGAGAGUAUUCUGAUUUGUAAACCCAGUGAACGACAAAAAGGUUCUUCGCUUCUGAACUCUCGACUGAAAGCUGUGGAGAGCUGCUUGCUUGGUCAAGGAGACAAUAGUGGAAUGAAACGUGCGCUACUUGAGGUCAUCGCUAGUGGAGUGGCUACAAGGCCUUCGGAUGUAGAACGUUACGCGGCCUGUACAUUCUUUGCCUCAGUUUCCUCGCAACAAGAAGCAAACGAUACAGACACAAUUAUCAAGAACACCGUGAAGUUUUUGGUAGAAAACGAAUUUGUUCGUUUGCAAAGAUGUGACGAUAAGAAGAGAAAUGAAAACAAAGAGAACGACACUGGGGCAGAGGAAAUACAGACAGACGGAUUGAAAUACGUACCAACUCAACUUGGCGUGGCUACAUUAUCUUCUGCUCUCUCUCCUGACGAGGCACUUGUUGUAUUUGCUGAAGUACAGAAAGCACGAAAGUGUUUUGUGCUCGAAAGUGAACUUCACGUGAUAUACCAGGUGACUCCAAUCUACAUACAAGAUCAGUGGCCCAGCAUAGACUGGUACCAGUACCUAAGAAUCUUUGAGCGCCUUCCUGCGAGCGUGCGCCGCGUGGCAGAGCUGGUGGGAAUUGAGGAAGGUUUCCUUGCCUGUGCAGUGCGCGGCCGUACUCCAACACGUACGGAGCAGCAGCAGCGAUCUCUCGCCGUGCAUCGUAGAUUCUUUGCUUCAUUGGCACUUCAAGACCUCGUACAUGAGGUACCCCUCAAUGCUGUUGCCAGGCGGUACGGAGCAAAUCGAGGCAUGCUGCAGUCAUUGCAAGGUUCUGCCGCAACGUUCGCGGGAAUGGUUACAGUGUUUUGCGAGAAGCUCGGCUGGACUAACAUUGCGCUUCUUUUGUCUCAAUUCCAAAGCCGUCUGUCUUUUGGUGUUGAAAGAGAGCUCUGCGACUUGGUUCGAAUAUCCCUCUUAAAUGCUGCGCGUGCACGUAUGUUGUAUAACGCUGGCUACCAUACUGUCGCUUCCGUUGCAACAGCCCCUCCAUCAGAAAUUGAGAACAUAUUACAUAAUGCUGCGCCAUUCGUCAGUAGCCGUAGGCGAGGGGAGGAGACUGAAACCGAGGUACGCGAGCGUAGUGAGGCGCGCGUGUUUUGGGUUGCAGGAAGACGAGGGCUCACUGAAGGAGCGGCAGCAAAUCUCAUCGUAAGUGAAGCCCAAAAGCUGUUGCAAUCUGAUGUGGCACAACUUGGAAUUCAUUGGAAGCCUCCUGAGGCUACAGAUAACCUUGUCGAACGUGUCUAUCAGAGGGAAGUAAAUGUCUCUGGGUCGAAAGAAGUUUGUCCAAAGUUUGCUGGGGUGAAAUCGGGCAGUGUCCCACAGAGUAAAUCUCGUACCAAAAAAUUGGACUCGACAAGACCAGUUAUAGAGCAAAUUCCAAAGAUUAAUGAUGCUGUUCUUCGUGUUAAUUCAAGCGAUAGACCUCAACAACGUGCUUACGACGAGACAGUGGAAAGUAAUCAGGUCAGGUUGAAUUGUCAGGAAAGUGGACCAAGGUCAAGUAAAGAUGAAGUAGCCAAUAAAGUGUUCGUAGAUUUUUUAAAGCCAGCACGUUUCGUUAAUAUAGGACCCUUAAAGAUCCAUGGAAAAGGCCGCAUUGACUCAGAAAAGACCGAAAAUACUAGCUCUCUUGUUCAUGCUUGUUCAGAAGUGUUAGCCUCCUCAAAGGAUCCUGAACCUGUUGUGGCUGUCUCUUGCACUUCCACCUCCAAGACUCCUUUAUGUGGCGGUGGAACAGUUCUUCCUCGUCUUAGGAGCAAACGCCGUUCACCGAUCCCUGAAAUUCCUGAGCCACAAGAAAAGUUACAGAAAAAAGAAACAACAGUUACGAAGAUUCCAAAAGUCAUUUUAACGGAAGGGAUUCACACAGAACAGUCAAGAAAAGCCUUCUCUGCUUUGGAAGUUUCCGGUGAUUGUAAAGUUUGCAGUGACGAUAAGUCGGUUUCAUUAGAGCUGUACUCUGAGCCAUUAGAGGGAGAAGAACCGGCCGUAAAACAGAACCCCGGCAAUGCUCCUAACAGUGACACUGAUAUUGUGUCAGAUUCUCAGGCUUUAACAUGUAGUUUGAGUGACACCUGUCUUAUGGAGUGUGACGCCAUGGUUGAAGAAAGAUCUGUAAAGUCAUACCCACUUGACAUGAAGUUGUCACAAGAUUUAAUUCCUGCGAAGAGAGAAUGUGAAGUUGUUCGUGAUGAGAUUUCCAAUGCUCUGACAGAUCAGACCGACAGUUUGGCUGAGCUUAAGAGUCAAGAUGUUAUUGGUGAAUAUGACAUCCCAUUGCGUCAUUCGUUAUCGGGAGAAUUUGAUGCCGAACGAAGCCCGGAGAUGUUGUCAUCAUUAGCUUCUCGAGCUCUUAAGUCACCCGAAUGCUCAGUAGCAGAUGCUAGAAGUUCAACUGGCGCCGCAAGUUCAUUUUCACUUCGUCUGUCGGCCAGUGACGGUUGCCUGGAUUCUGAUCUGUCUACUUUGGCUAUUGCAGAGUUAAUGGCGAAAGAAGCUGAGGGGAAAGAACUUCGGAAACAUGCGAAAACCUGCGCCUUGCAGCACUUGCCUCAGGUACAACAGAAUGGGUCUUAUUUUACUGAAAUCAAGAAUUCUGAAUGUACUGAUUCAUCCUUCGGUGGCGAUCAAAAGUCGCCUGCUAAGAAGAUUUCACCGUAUGAACUGUUAGCUGCUGGUGAAACUGAAGGAAAUGAGACAGCAGAUUACGAAGUCAUUCCUUCUACACCUCCAAGGGAGCAAAUGCCAUCCCAGGAUAAUUUUAAAACAAAAACCUCUGCAACUCCAUUGUCAACACGAAAGCGUCCAUCCCCACGAAGAACACCGUAUUCCUCUACCCCAGAUGAAGGACUUGUUAUUAUUGACGUCACGGGACAUGAGCAAGUGUUUGCUAUGUUUCUGAAAGAAUGGCGCAGUCAAACUCGUUUUUCGUUGGCUGUGGCUUGUGAACGCUCCUUAGAUAAAAAUCCUAAGAUAGGAGCACGAUUCAGCAACGCCCAAACGUCAAGAGGCCUUAUAAUUGAAGGAGAGGACAAGAGCGUGGUCGGAGUUGCAGUGAGCUGGGGCGAUAAAGAUGCUUAUUACAUUUCAUUUCUGGAACAUGCUCAGUCGUCGCGCAAUCGAGUGGAUGACAGUCAGGCCGAGUCAGCGGUGGAUUAUAACCUCACGCUUUCUCGUCGUGUAAAUGAAGUAAAGAGUACCAUUAAGUUACUGACAGAAAGAGGAAGCAGCAUGGUAUGCUUCAAUGUCAAGGAACACUUUAAGAUAUUUGCUCAGUCUACUGGCAUCUCUCUCAGUGGACCAGCAGACGAUCCAAAGGUGGCGAGUUGGCUUUUGGAUCCUGGAGCCAAGGAAAAGAACCUUCACCAGCUUGUGGGACAGCACUUACCGGAAGAAGCUUCCUUACUCGAAGGUACCGGAGGUGGACUGGGUACAGGAGGUCUGGCUUUAGCAUAUCAAUGUCAGCAGAGCGGUAGAGUGAGAGCCUGCGUCGAGACUGUUUUAGUUCUUUCAUUGAUGGCAAAGCUGAGAACCUUGCUGGAGUCUGAAGACCUCGUGCAAGCUUUCACCAAGGUAGAGAUGCCAUCCGUAUUGUGUUUGGCGCGUAUGGAGUUAAAUGGUUUGGGAUUCUCUGAUACCGAAAGUGAACAUCUGAAGAACAUUCUACAAGCCAAGCUUCGUACUCUGGAGGAAGAAGCCUACCGACUGGCCAAUCACAGCUUCUCACUGACCAGUCGUGAAGAUGUAGCGCAGGUCCUUUUUGUGGAGCUCAAGCUUCCUCAUGACGGAAACUCUGAAGAUGGCCAGGUCACCAAGCGUAAGACUUUGGGAGUGACCCGACGUGGAAGGUCACGUGGUAGCAAACAUCUUAGCACUAAUAAAGACGUGUUAGAAAGACUCAAACCACUGCAUCCGCUACCAGGACUUAUCACAGAAUGGCGCAGGAUAAACGCGGCCCUAACUAAGGUUAUUUUUCCAUUGCAAAAGGAGAAAUGCUUGCAUACGAGGCUUAAAAUGUCACGAAUUUACUCAAUUAGUCAAACAUAUACUGCAACUGGGCGAGUUUCUUUUGUGGAACCAAAUUUGCAAAAUGUCCCAAAAGAUUUUGAUGUCGUAUUGCCGACAUCCAUUGCCGAGAGUCCUCCUCCUGGAGCCGGGUACCAAAGGAAUUCUUCCCCUCGAGCCAAAAGAGGAGUGAGUCGACGCAAUGCGAUGAAUGUUAAGCUUGGAACCGAAUUAACUACUCCUAAGUUCUCAGUGAGCAUGCGAAAUGCCUUUAUACCCUUUGAAAGUGGCCAUCUUUUUGCCGCUGACUAUUCUCAGCUGGAGCUGAGGCUUAUAGCUCACCUCUCUAAGGACAGUCGACUCAUCAAAAUUCUAAAUGGAGGAGGAGACGUGUUCAGAAUGAUCGCGGGUGAACUUUAUCAAGUUCCAGCGGAAUCUAUCAAAGAUGAACAGCGGCAACACGCCAAACAGGUAUGUUAUGGCAUCAUUUAUGGCAUCGGCGCCAAAGCCCUCGGAGAACAGCUUGGUUUUACUGACGAAGAAGCUGCUUUGUUCAUCGACAAGUUUACUUCUCGUUACAUUGGAGUGAAAAAGUAUUUGAAAGAUACGGUAGAGCAGUGCAAAAAGCAAGGCUUUGUGAAAACAGUAACAGGAAGGAAACGGUUUCUUUCGGCGAUAAACUCACCAAACGUGCAUGCGCAGAGCCAAGCAGCUAGACAAGCUGUAAACACCACGGUACAAGGUUCAGCGUCAGACUUGGUAAAGAUAGCCAUGAUCAAUAUUGAUAAGAAGUUGACCGAGGAAUUUCCGUCAUGUGUCAUGACGCACAGACACUCCCUUCCGGAUUUUCAUCCUAGAAAAAACCAGGGAAGGCGUUCAAGGUGUGAUUUGCCAACACCUAUUGGUGGAUAUUUUGUUUUGCAACUUCACGAUGAACUGAUAUUUGAGGUGUCACAGAGUGAUUUAAGAAAAGUGGCACAAAUUGUUAAAACAGAAAUGGAGAGCGCUAUGAGGCUUUCUGUUAUUCUGCCUGUUAAGAUGAAGGCGGGUCCUUCUUGGGGAAACAUGGCGGAGUUUGAAUUGUAACUUGUAAAAAUUUCACAACGUCAUAAGAGUUCAAAAUGAGAAUUGUGACACCAAAUUUUUGUAAGUUGCAAACAUAUUUGUUUUCCAGUAAUUGAGCGAAAUAUGAAUUUAUUUUACCCCUGAUGGGGCGGACAGAUGAAAAUAGAUUAAGAAUUUUAACUUAUUUCCACGUUGACUGAAACAGAAAGUCGCACAAAGACUCGUUGGACAGGUAAUUUUCCUUGAAACUCAGUGUAUUACGCUCUUUAAGGAUUUCUUUGCUUUCGCGCAAAUUGUGUGAUGAAUUCAUUACACACGGUGAAAUAUUUAGCGGAAACAUCAACAAAUAGUAAACAGCUUUUUAUCAUA
This is a messenger RNA of Pocillopora damicornis (cauliflower coral), 6855 nucleotides long. Its product is annotated as DNA polymerase theta. Gene Ontology annotation, molecular function: ATP binding; DNA binding; DNA-directed DNA polymerase activity. Gene Ontology annotation, biological process: DNA-templated DNA replication; double-strand break repair via alternative nonhomologous end joining. Lineage: Eukaryota; Metazoa; Cnidaria; Anthozoa; Scleractinia; Pocilloporidae. The record is from RefSeq and is a predicted model, not a curated record.